ACAACUAAUGACCUACUUAUUAGCUAUAUGAUGAGUUUAUAUGCCUCUAUAACAGUCUGAUCAUCCACCUUGAAAUCAUUUCUGAUGAAAUCUAUGUUAUACAAGAUAUGGAUGAACCUAUAAUAUUCAAUCAGUAGGUCUAUAUCAGAGUCUGGAGUAAUAGAAGGUGAUAAUCAUUCCUUAAUGAGGUUUUUGAGUGACACCAAAUCGAGUUUGGAGGGUUGACCAAUGCCUUUGGGAAAAUUUAGUAACCUUCUACUGUAUAAACAUUCGUUUUAUGAGAUAUCUAUGCUAAUUGGAAGCCUCAAUAGAGUUAUUAAAGUAGUACUGUACUGUACUAGGAUAACUCCUUGACUGGUCAUUUCACAGGUGAUCUUUCCAUGUCUGUAUUUGUAUUUUGUCUUUUGUUUGAGUUUGUUAUUGGAUUUAUAUUUUGUUGAGUUUGUUAAAUUUGUUGAAUUGUUUUAUUAGUUUAAUUCUGGGGUUUCUUCUUUAUUUUUGGGGUUGUUCUUUAUUUUUUGGGUUUGUUCUUUAAUUUUUGAGAUUUGAAUUAUGGCCCUAAUGGCCGCCCAUACUGACUGGCUGUAAUACUAAACCUAUAGAGUCAUUAUCUUUAGUUGGUGACAAGCAGCUGAACGAAAGGGAGAAGGAUAAAAAACAUAAAUCGUCAAGACAUCACCACGUUUUAGUUGGGAAUAGUAUAAUUUAUAUUAUUCCUAAUGAAGAUAUACAACAGAUUCGAGUUUCACAACGAACAGAAGCUCAUGUUCCACAGAUAACUGAUGAUGGCAAUAGGAACUCAAAUACAUCAUGCAGAAGAAUUGGAAGUGCCUUCAGAUGACUAUAUGAUGCCUGAUUUUUUCAUUGCAUCUGGUACUCCAACUGUCAUAUCUUUUUUCCUUACGAAAUGGCUCGUACGCUAUACUGCAGAGCAAGUUAUAGAAGACUUUUUGGAUGAUGAAAGCGAUGAUGAAAAUGAUGAUUUUAAGCCACAUUAUGAUGAAAAUGAAGACGUAUCAGAUGAAGGGGAAAUAGGCCUAGGCCCAGGGAAUGAUGAACUGCCGGGUGAAUUGCCAGGAAGUGGUGGUAGAGAAAGCAGUGGAGAAAGCGAUGAAGAAGAUGGUUAAGUGCCUAGAAGAGCAAUUGAUACAUUGAACUGGAAAGACCAAGCAUAUGAAGAUGCUUGGUUGGGGAACUUCUGUACUGUAGGGUGACCUUCUAUACAAGGCCUAAGUUUAAUUAAUAAUUUUUUAAUAAUUACAAUAAAAUAAUAAGUUGGUAUAAUGAGUUGGUUGUGCAGAUACUAGAAUAGAUUUCGAGGGAUAGGCCAGGCCGAAUUGCUAGGUCCUAGGCCUAGGGGUGCAGCCUAGCCUAGGCCUAUGUCUGGUAAUAAAUUAAAUAAUUAUGUCUCUGUUGCUGAUCUUAUUUGAAAUAAAUAAGAUCACCUACUAAGGCAAUGGGAAGCUUUGAAAUCAUACUUUGGGUCAAGAGCUGAAAACCAAAAAGGCCGCUCCAUACACAACCGUCUAUGUAAUCCAAUGAUGCAAGUUUAUGCUUCAUAUCAUAGUGUCAUUAAUUAAGAGAGUUACAACUGGAAAUGUCCGUUUCAUUCAGCUAAGUUUAACAAAUUGUGAAGUGUUGGGGACGAUCCAAAUUCGGGUGUGCAUUUGAGGGCGAUUGGGGCCCAGACCUGAAUAUCCCGAAAAUGUAUCAAUGGAUAAAAAUAACAAUUGGCAGAAUAGAACAGAAAAUUAAAUCGUGCCAGUACGUUAAGAGAGAAGAUGUAAGGGACUGGCAGGUGUAUAACUUGAUACGAUAAAAGGCGUUCAAAAAAUGAAGUGAUUAUGAUUAUAUAUUGGUGUCGAUAUUAGGACCAUUGAAAGCAAAACGUCGUAUAUCAGAUAUCUCAAAAACAAAUCAACUCAUCUAAAUCAAACUUUUGUUUUAGUAUAAUAUUUUUUAAGUAGAUUGUGGUUGGUGGGGAAAGCGUUUGCCGUAGGGAUGGUCAUAGAAUAAGGGGGUAACAGUGUGGUCUCUGUAGUGAUAUGCUGCCCUCAACAUUAUGCUGCCCUCAAUCUUACUACAGCUUACCUCAAGGCAGCCCGUGGGACAGGCUUAAGGGAGUCGCCAUUACUAUGUAUAACGUACAGUGUUAUUAAAUAAAAUAUUGAUGUUCUAUA
This is a messenger RNA of Anneissia japonica, 2180 nucleotides long. RefSeq lists its product as uncharacterized. The transcript has 4 exons. Lineage: Eukaryota; Metazoa; Echinodermata; Crinoidea; Comatulida; Comatulidae. The record is from RefSeq and is a predicted model, not a curated record. The coding region runs from base 783 to 1127 and encodes 114 amino acids.